Messenger RNA from Esox lucius (northern pike), 2042 nucleotides. RefSeq names its product myelin-oligodendrocyte glycoprotein-like. Lineage: Eukaryota; Metazoa; Chordata; Actinopteri; Esociformes; Esocidae. The record is from RefSeq and is a predicted model, not a curated record. The coding region runs from base 176 to 1117 and encodes 313 amino acids. The transcript has 9 exons.
GACCUCACAGUUAGGGAGUGCUGGCAGUUGUUAACCUUUUUUCUUUUGUACUGUAUUUGCUUUGCCACAGGACGAUGUAUUUGAAAUGCACAAGAAAAAUAUGUGGAUUUGAAAUAUAUCAGUGUUAUGAAACCAGAGUAUCAUCAGAGGAACAACAGUUGUGAUAUUUAAGGAAAUGCACUCAGGGCUGAGUCUUACUCUCCUGUCAGUGGCAAUCCUGACUGUUCCCAUCCCAGCUCAACCUGUCCCGGAGACAUUCACCUUAACUGUCCCUGAUGGCCUGAUCUCAUCCCAGUCAGGCUCCUCCGUCUCUCUACUCUGUCAAGUCUCACCUAUAUUCAACAUCAAACCAUUUGAGGUGCAGUGGUAUCGGUCGGAUGACGUUAACAAACCCACCUUGUUGUACAUGGAUCACAAGAUCCAGGAGGCCCUCAUGGACCCGCGGUUCAGGGGCAGAGUAUCUCUAACUGGGGGACUGGAGAGGGGGAACGCGUCCCUGAGACUGGAGAGGGUCACUCUGGAAGAUAGUGGGGAGUUUGUGUGCUACAUUGCCAGUAACAAGUGGUAUGAAAAGGCCCAUGUGGUACUGGCAGUGAGUGGAGAUUCCAAAGGUUUCACUGUGACUCAGGUCCUGUUGGUUGUCCUGCCAGUAUUUCUGGUCAUCAUCAUCUGUGCUCUGUGUUUCAUUGUGUUCAAACGAAAAGGGUUCAAGUGCUCUUCAUUACAUACAUCCAGGAAACACACAGAUCAAAAUGAGCUUGGGCAGAAUUUGGCAGGGGCAGAAAACACAGUGCAGAUGUCUACUAAACAGACAGCAUCUGAUGAAGAAGAUAAUCUGAAAGAUUGGCUCCUGGGGAAAAGAUUCAGAGCGGAACACAUCACUAUGGAUAAAGAGACUGCUUCUACAGCCAUUAGUGUGACGCAUCACGGAAAGAGGGUAAAUUAUAUCAAAGCAAAAGAUACAGUUGACCAUCAGUCUUACCAUGUAUUGGGUAAUAAGGGGUUUGACUCAGGGCAACACUAUUGGAAGGUCAAGGUCAAUGAAUAUGCUAAUAAAGAAAAACUAGCAUGGUAUUUAGGUGUGACCAGAGAAAAUGCCAAAUGUCCUUUAACAUGAAAUUGGGUUCUGGAUUUUAUUUUAUGAAAAAGGAGAGUUAGGUCUACAUGUUUAUGUUGGCGGUGUAAAAACACAAACAAGACAAACAACACCAACAACUGUGUGUGUGUUUCUAGAUUGUGACAAACACACACUGUCUUUUUGUGAUGCUGAUUCUGGGUCCCUUCUUUACACUUUUAAUGAUGUGAAAACAACAGACACAUUGUAUCCUGUAUUCAGCCCUGGAAAAAGAGAUCCACAUCCAUUAAAAAGUAUUGACACCAGAAAAUAGGCUGUGCGUUCAACAUCGUAGCUUGAUGUCUGCUGGAAAAGGAUAAUGUGAAAAUAAAAUAAAGGCCGGUGGAGUACAUUGUAACUUAUUACUCUGGUACAAGAAAUGCAGGGGAAAAUCUUGUCAAAUGAGACAUGCUUUCCAGAAAUACAUCAGAGUUCUGUUUAACACAAGUUUAUGGCUAAAUACAGUAAUCAACACAUGGGUGUUGUUCAACAAGUUUGUUUUAUGCUUUCUAUGUUUCCAGACACCAAAAGUAAUUAAAUGUUUGUCUUUUUUUUCUUUAUUCUUGUUUUAAUUAAAUAUAAAAUUGUAAUUGUAAAAUGACUAUAAUGUGCUAAUAAACUAUCAUUGUUGUGUUGCUAAAUGAAGUAUUAGUUUGUGUUGAAAUUUGGUCCCGUUUCACACUCCUGUCUCUAUGUGCUUAUGCAGCUGCUACCAGAGAGCAGGGUUCAAUUCCCGACUCCACCCUUUACUCCAUGUCUUCCUGUGAUUCCCACUUUAAAUAAAUAAGCCUUGAAAAAUAAUAAGUAAAAAUAGUGAGUAUCUACUCUUCUUAUAAAAAGCAAUGGAUCAAAGUGAUGCCUAUCAAGAUUUGUGUUGCUGUCGGGUGCAAACCUUGCAUUUAUAGUUGAUAUAGUUGCAUAUUGUGAU